This is a messenger RNA of Phlebotomus papatasi, 3452 nucleotides long. RefSeq names its product DNA-binding protein SATB2 (gene dve). The record is from RefSeq and is a predicted model, not a curated record. Gene Ontology annotation, biological process: regulation of transcription by RNA polymerase II; chromatin remodeling. Gene Ontology annotation, molecular function: RNA polymerase II cis-regulatory region sequence-specific DNA binding; DNA-binding transcription factor activity, RNA polymerase II-specific. Bases 408 to 2762 code for a protein of 784 amino acids. The transcript is spliced from 6 exons. Lineage: Eukaryota; Metazoa; Arthropoda; Insecta; Diptera; Psychodidae.
AGUUGCGCGAUAACUUCCGUGUGGGUUAGACGUGCCUGUGCUCCUGCCGUCUUAUAGACACUGUGCAAUGCGUGCCAGGGACGUGUGAGAAACCACCCCAUUUCAUAGCCUAAUCAGCCACACCAUCGAGAACCUAGACUGGGGGCUACUGGCAAUCCCCCCGCCAAUUGGUCUCGUUCUUGCUGUAAUCCCAAUUCCCAGUCAGUAUCUGGCUGGAUUUUGUGGUGGCUGCUCCUCUUGUGCGUUUUUUGUUUUUUGGUGAUUUUCUUGAGCUGAUCCCAAUUCAGUGUCUUUGACUAAAACUCUUGAGACAAUUUCUUUAGUGUUGAUUGGUCGUGAGUGUUAUAAUUUUGGCAACUAAAGGUCUCAUCUUGGCUCUUCACGAGGCAUUUUCCGGCGAGAGUGGCAUGGAUUUUCAGAGUGCAAUGGAGACUUUUGCUGAAGCGUGGGUCGCCGCCAAUGCUGGACAGCAGACUCAAGCCCUUGCUCUCACACGAUCGAAGACGCCCAAAGAUGAACAAUCAUCGCCACCGAGUGGUCAGGAAAGUGCUCAAGUUAGGAGUCCACGUGAGAGAUCCAGGAGUCCCAAGUAUCACCAUCGACCAUCAUCAAAUGCCUCCUCAAGCCAUGCCAAUCAAGAGCAAUUGACCACCCCAUCCAGUGCCAUCGCUAACACUCAGACACCAGCCCCCUACUUUGGUAUCAAUCCCAAAGGAUCUGUGGCCCCAUCAGCCCCCAGUGCACAGGCUAAUAUCACAGAAAAUGGCACAGGAAGUCAGGGAAAUAAUUCACCGCCUGUAGACAGAAAGGAGUUUGACUUCUCCAAGGUCAAUUCAAAAUCCCUGCCCCUUCAUUGUAUCGUGGAGUCUGUGACGUCCCUUCAGGCCUCUCUUAGCACUGACUCUCGUGGUCCUUGGAAGAGGAGGUCCAACAUUGAGAUGGACAGCUAUGUGAUUGUGCCAGCAGUAACUCAAUUCUGCAACAUUGUCAACACAGCCCUUCAGCGACUAGGCUACUCCCCGGAAACAUCCCAAACAGCCCGCGGGAGCAUUGUGAUUAAGAACUGGAAGCCUCUGUCGCUGGAGAAGAUCUGUGACAGUCCAAUGGUGACUGUGGGGGAUGUUCUGGGUGAACUGACAUCUGUGAUCACACUGAGAAUUGUGAUCCUUCGCACGAAGCCCUCAACUCUGUCUGAGAUCAAAGACAAACUCCUGCGAUUGCUCAUCCUCCAGUCUCAUGCACUACUUCGGUCUUCUGGGUGUCCCCUCGAUGAGAUCACUCUGUCUCAGUUGUGCCGCACAAACGCCUUCCAGAGCCCCUUCCCCUUCACAGCCGAGGCUGCUGAUGAUAUUCGACGCAAGUUUGACUCCUGGUGGUCCAGUCAAUUGUCUCCCCAAACGAAUCCCAUCGCUCCCAAGCUCUUGCCCUUCGUCAAUCCUCCAGCAGCUACGCUGGAUUUUUCCAAGACAGCUGAACACCUCCAUGCUGGACAUGAUGUCCUGCUGGAGAACCACCAUCAGCCCCACCACAACAUGAUUGUUCAUCCAGCUCUCCAGACUGUGCAUUCCCAGUACCCGAGUCAAAAGACUCGGAUGCGAACCAGUUUUGAUCCUGAAAUGGAGCUUCCGAAGUUGCAACGCUGGUUCCAGGAGAAUCCCCAUCCCUCGCGACAGCAAAUCCAAUCCUAUGUCAUUCAGCUGAAUUCCCUAGAGUCUCGGAGAGGCAGGAAGCCUCUGGAUGUCAAUAAUGUUGUGUACUGGUUCAAGAAUGCAAGAGCUGCCCAGAAGAGGGCUGAAUUGAGGGGACAGACUUUGAGCAAUGGAUUCAGUGGGACAAGUAGCCUCAUGAUGUCACAGAGUGGCUACAUGAAGAGUCCUCACAGCAUCCCAUCUGAAGACAUCGACAACCUCUCGCAGCAUUCCGAUGAUCUCGAUGAUGAUCUCGACAGGGCUCCAUCGCCACAGCUGCCCCUUUCCCUGACCACUCAUGAGCGAAAUCGUUCCCCACUGAGCGAUGAACGUGAAACAUCCUCCGUUAAGGUUGAACGCGAUCGUGACAGCCCGGCCAAGACCCAGAACGGUGGUUCGGAACAGAAUUCCUCAGAAGCUUCCACAACGAAUCACAACAACACCAAUCACAUUCAAGAUUCUCGCAGUGAUUCUCCCAAAACCUCCCCAAAGUCUGAAGAUCUCGAUAUGGAGGAUUCUGAUGUGAAUCCCAUGGAGGAUUUUCGAUCACCAUCACCAGACUCCAGACGAGAACUCCCCUUUCCCAUGGUGCCCAAUUCAAUGUUUUCUCACUCGAUAAUGUACAUGAGUCACUAUAUUCCCACGGCUAUGGGUCAGAAUCCCCAUCAUCAGCAACAGCAGAGUCUGAGUCCCAGUUCCCUGACUCCAGGAGGCCUCAACCUCUCCAGCUUGUCCAGCGAUGAGCGACGCAAACGCAACAGGACCUUUAUUGAUCCCGUCACGGAGGUUCCUAAACUGGAACAGUGGUUCGCCAUGAAUACUCAUCCGUCACACAACUUGAUCCUCAAGUACACCGAAGAUCUCAAUCGCAUGCCCUACAGGCAAAAGUUUCCUCGGCUUGAGAGCAAGAACGUCCAGUUCUGGUUCAAGAAUCGACGAGCAAAGUGCAAGCGUCUCAAGAUGUCCCUCUACGACACUGCUCAGCUUUCGAGUCUGGGUUCAACGUUCCAGCAGGAGCUAGAAGAGCGCAAGAUGAGUGCACUGUAUCCCCACAGCGACCGGGAUUUGAAUUGAGAAUCGCCGGAGCUAAGUAAGUCACCACUGGGCUUAGAUCAAACCACGGAAAAGUGGACAAGUGUUAUUUAGCAAUAUGUAGAAGGAAAAGUAGCUACUUUAUCCCGCGAGUAAUUAAUUAAAUGAAAAAUACUAUCGUGUGAGGUGUUGGACAUCUCGGAGGAAACCUAAUGAAAUUAAUCACUGAUAUGCAAAAAGUUCUGUAAGGAAGAAAAAAAAAUCAUGUACAAUUGCAAGUUAAUUACAAUUUAGAAAGCUAAAUAGAAAUUUGAUGAUAAAAGGAUACCAAAGAUGAGAUGGUAAAUUUUAAAAUAAACUUCUGAAAAAGUGACUAAAGUGAAAAUAAUUCUUAUUGAUAUGAUAAUCCAUAGAAUAAUGGAUAAAAUUCGUUAUUACAUUUAGUGUUACGUAGUAAAAAUAUUAAUUAAAUGAUAACGUCUUAACUUAUUAAGCUUUACUGAACAUUCAAACAAAAAUAAACUUAGAAUUCUUGAUGAGAUGCAGCAUCGCUUUAGGAUAAUUCGCUAAUAUUUCCCAAAAAAACAAUCUGUUGAAUGAGAAGUUAGGCUCUUUUUUUAAUUAUUAUUUAUCUGUCCUAAACUAUAACUGAUGUAAAUAUCACAAUUUCUCAACUCUGCCAGAAAAUCCAACAGUGUAACUUAUCGAUCAAUAAAAUGAGACAAUUAUUGA